CGUGUGUCAGCCGGGGAGAGGUUGUGGGUUAAGUUCAAAGUUGAUUAAGCAGGGUUACUUUAAGUUUUUUAUACCUACACUGAUUACAAGUUAGAAAAUAUCUGCAAUGUUAUCAGUUUAGUUAUUAAUCCGCCUAUGUUGACUGUUAUACUGAAUAAUUCAAUUAAUUAAUUGUUUAAAAUUAUAUAAAAGAUGUUAAAGAAUAUUGUUGGAUUAGUGACUGGCGGUGCCUCGGGCUUGGGAAGGGCCACAGUCGAACAUCUUGUCAAGCAAGGAGGAAAAGUAGUUAUUUGUGAUCUUCCAACAUCACAAGGACAAGAACUGUCGUCAAAGUUAGGACCAAAUGCUGUCUUUGUUCCUGUAGAUGUAACCUCUGAGACUGAUGUUCAAACUGCUUUACAAGUGGCCAAAGAGAAGUUCAACCGCUUGGAUGUAGCUGUAAAUUGUGCUGGCAUUGGAGUAGCUUUUAAGACUUACAACUUCAACAAAAAACAACCUCACCAGUUACAAGACUUUAUCAAAGUUUUAACGGUAAACACAGUCGGUAGUUUUAAUGUGGCUCGGCUGUCUGUGGGAUUGAUAGGAGAAAACAAUGCCGACGAGAAUGGACAACGAGGGCUGGUUGUGAAUACGGCAAGUGUGGCAGCUUUUGAGGGGCAAGUUGGCCAAGUGGCGUAUGCUGCUAGCAAGGGGGCCAUCGUAGGAAUGACUCUUCCCAUGGCUCGAGAUUUGGCUUCGCAAGGCAUCCGGGUGUGCACCAUUGCACCAGGUCUGUUCGACACACCUUUGCUGUCAUCAUUACCAGAAAAGGUGAGAAACUUUUUAGCAAGAACUAUUCCAAACCCAUCUCGUCUUGGUAAGCCUGAAGAGUUUGCUUUAUUGGUUGAAGCAAUAAUUAGAAACCCUGUCCUCAAUGGAGAGGUUAUACGAUUAGAUGGAGCACUGAGAAUGCAGCCUUAGAGUAGUUUACCAUCUAGUACGCUAAUUAAAUGAAAAUAGUUUUAGUUUAAGAUUGUCUAUUGUUCCAUUCAGAACUUUAAAGAGUGUUGGGAUUAAGAAUUUGUAUUUCCUCUUCAGCACAGUUAGUGCAAUGAGCAAAUUUAAUCUGUGGGCUAGGUACAGUCAACAAUCAUUGAUCAGAUUUCAUUGAUAUAAAUAGAAUCCAUAUAAUAAUGUAGUAAAGUAUUGAGACUGCAGUAGUAGCCUUAACGUCAAUUAGAAUACAAAACAAAUAUUUAUAGAGAUAAAGGGUUGUAAUAUCUCAUAGACGAACUAAGGCAAGCUUUAUCCUAUGUAUUGCAUAAAAAGUAAGUUUUAUAUGGAAAUCAGGUACAGUUGAAUGUUAAUGUUUUAAAACAUCAACAUGAUUUUUGAUCUUUGAAGUCUGCUAUAUCUAUAAUUUUACAAAUCUAGCCAAGAAUGUCUAUGUCAAUGUAUGUUUUGUGUAGUGUGGAUAAUAACACAUAUUAAAACUAUUAUACUGGACAAACAAAUGAAUUUCCAUACUCAAUAAUUAAAUUAUUCUCGAUAAUUUAUUUUAUUUUCCGGCUUCGAACCAUGUGUUAUUUACUUAGUUUAUUGAAUAUCUAAAAAUUUCAAAAAUAAUAACUGAAUUCUAGUAUUUUGUUCUAUGAAGCAGAUUGUAUAAAUUUUACUAACAUAUUUUCAUUGAUGCAUAUGACCAUUUGAAUAAUUACAUAUAGUCAAUUUGGAAAAUGUAUCUAAAUGUGUCAAUGGUUAAUAACUUGGAUUUUAGCUUUGGGGUGAAAAAGAAGUUAGAUUAUUAUUAGAGAUCAUGUAAUCAGAUGGAUGAAAUUGUUUAUUAUUUUAAGUUUAGGUGUUGAAAGGAUGAUUUUUUCCCAUAAAUAUUAAACAUUAAUUCAGUGCCAAUGUAUUAUACAAAGUUACAAAACUAAGCUAAAAACUAAUGAAAACUAACAUAUUUAUUAUGAUUUUUAUUAUGACAUAUAUUUUUAUAGUCUCCAGCUGGAAACAAGUUUAAUAUUUUAUUUAAAACAUAUUAUUUAAAUCAACUGAAAAAUCACUUUUUACACAUCCCUAUUACUGUCAACAGGUUGUUAGAACAAACAAUGGCAAGAUAAAAUUAUCUCAAAUUAAUAUUUUUAAACAGCAGAUUUGGUUGAAAAUAAACUUUUAGUUUAUGUUUAAAUUAUUUAUUUCCAUCAACUUUAGUGAGGAAAUUUUUCUCUACUCAAGUUAACCCAGUUUAGGGUCAGGGUUUUACUAGAGUAAACCCUGACCCUAGCCAAUACUAGUCCUGAGUUUUAGGUUGUAUACACUUGCCAUAUAUCAGACUUAUCCAUGUGACUUCAUGCCUACAUUGUUAGAAAUAAAUUUAAUAAAUCUUAUACAAUUUUUAAUAUUAUAGUGUGGUAGUUUUUGUACUAUGUACGUUUUGUACUGAAUAAAUUCUGUUAAUUAUG
This is a messenger RNA of Homalodisca vitripennis (glassy-winged sharpshooter), 2444 nucleotides long. Its product is annotated as 3-hydroxyacyl-CoA dehydrogenase type-2-like. The transcript has 5 exons. Gene Ontology annotation, molecular function: estradiol 17-beta-dehydrogenase [NAD(P)+] activity. Gene Ontology annotation, biological process: fatty acid metabolic process; androgen metabolic process; estrogen metabolic process. The record is from RefSeq and is a predicted model, not a curated record. Lineage: Eukaryota; Metazoa; Arthropoda; Insecta; Hemiptera; Cicadellidae. Gene Ontology annotation, cellular component: mitochondrion. The coding region runs from base 193 to 960 and encodes 255 amino acids.